Quercus robur (English oak) is the source of this 726-nucleotide messenger RNA. RefSeq names its product F-box/kelch-repeat protein At3g06240-like. The transcript has a single exon. The coding region runs from base 1 to 726 and encodes 241 amino acids. NCBI's taxonomy places the organism in Eukaryota, Viridiplantae, Streptophyta, Magnoliopsida, Fagales, Fagaceae. The record is from RefSeq and is a predicted model, not a curated record.
AUGCCGCUUCAUACACGUGCCAUGAAUUCUUCUAGUUCUAACAGACGGGCCGUCUGUACAGUCGCAUUGGACCGCACCUUUGAUAGGAUUUUCAAGAUUGAAAUUCCCUUUGAUUUACCUUCUGGGUUGUCCAAAAUAGUCGGUUCCUGCAAUGGGUUGUUAUGUCUCGCCACUUCGACUAAUGUUAUAUAUUUGUGGAACCUCGGCGCUAGAAAAAUCAAAAGGUUGCCUGAUUCUUGCUUAGGAAAUUUGGGUGUUGUUACACUCGGAUUUGCUUAUCAUUCGGAGAACAAUGACUACAAGGUUUUGAGGGUUUCGUGUUGCCCUUGGAUAAGACCGAAUGUGCCUGAUGACAUUGAGGUGUACUCAUUAAGUUCGGAUUCAAGGAGAAGGGUUGGAAUGUCAUUGAGAGCCAAAGUUAAGGCAUUUGAUAAUAGUUUUCUUUUGCCAACUCCAUUGGUUAGUGGUGCUUUGCACUGGAUCUCACGUGUCGUAGAAGGAGAAGAGGAGUGUAAGGUUGAAGUGAUUAUGUCAUUUGAUGUCAAUAGUGAGGAAUUUAGAAUGUUAAGAAUGCCUGAUGGUGCUAUGUCAAUAGUGAGAUUUCAAACAUGUCUUGCAUUAUUCAAGGGGAAUCUGGCUUUCCUUAGAUUUGGACAAAGUGAACAACGUGGUGGCUACCAAUACUCUAUCUGGGUGAUGAGGGAGUAUGGCGUGCUUGAGUCUUAG